Molecule: messenger RNA, 728 nt
Organism: Ricinus communis (castor bean)
Lineage: Eukaryota; Viridiplantae; Streptophyta; Magnoliopsida; Malpighiales; Euphorbiaceae
Exons: 1
Coding region: 55-615 (186 amino acids)
Molecular function (GO): acyltransferase activity, transferring groups other than amino-acyl groups
Source: RefSeq, a predicted model, not a curated record
UAUAACGCAUUAACUUCAAGAUUCCCAAAUUCCUUUUUCAAGAAUUGGGUGCAAAUGGAGCAGUGUUCCUUUACACAAACAGAGGCACAAGAAGGUAGAGUUGACUUCUCUAAUAUCUCUCUUCGGUCAUUGGGUCUCUCUGAUAUAGAUGAUUUCAUGGUUUGGGCUGCAGAUGAGAAAGUGGCUCAUUUUUGCAGCUGGGAGCCUUAUACUAGCAAAGAAGAUGGCUUAAACUACAUGAAAAAGACUGUUUUACCCCAUCCAUGGAUUAUGGCAAUAUGUCUUAACAACACGCCAAUUGGUGCAAUUUCUGUGACAAAAAAUUCAGGUAGUGAUAUAUGCAGAGGUGAACUUGGCUAUGUUCUGGCUUCUAAAUACUGGGGCAAGGGAAUUGCAACAAAGGCAGUGAAAAUGGUGGCCGAGACUAUAUUUAGUGAGCGGCCAGAACUGGAGAGACUUGAAGCUUUGGUAGAUGUACAAAAUGUGGGUUCACAAAAAGUGCUUGAGAAAGUCGGGUUUAAGAGAGAAGGUGUUCUAAGAAAGUAUUUUAUUCGAAAGGGUAGGUCUAGAGAUAUGGUGAUGUUUAGUCUUCUUUCUACUGAUCCUGUAAUUUGAUUGCAUAUCUGCGUGUUAUGCGAUUUAAUCAAAAUUAAUGCAGUGUAUUCUGUCGCCAAAAUUGUCAAAUGUAACAGAUGAAUCUCCAUAUGCUUUUCGUUUUGCUUUGAUCA